AUGAAGGUUAUUCGGGCCAACUUACAUUGCAGUGAUAAAACUUCUGAAUUCGGGUCUCAAUCUAUAGCUCCAGCCUCCUCUGGCGGCGUCACGUCACUUCUGUCAACGACUUCUCACAGGUCUUGCCCUUGGAGAUACGACUCCAUGCAAAGAGUUCAUGGAGCUUCCUUAAAGUCGGUGAUGAUCUUCAAUAGCAACAUGCACAUGGAUGCUGAUAAUGAUAGUCAUGAGCUGUUUAUUGCUGACUUGCUGCCAUUAAAAAGUUCUAUCUAUAUAUACCAGCAUUUUGUUUCUGAAGAAUCUCCCCCUCCUCUCCCGUUCCCUUCUCUUGUAAUUGCUAGGAUUUUGCUGAGUGCUUCAAUGGUUGUGAGCGAUCAUUUUGUGCUGUGCAAAGCAGCUGUCAUUUUUGCUGUGACUAGAUGGCUCUUGUCCUUUGCUCUUAAUCUCCUGAAUUCUAUGGCUCUAUUCUCAGCUUCUUCAGAUUCCUUCGCACAAACUUCCUUUAAAAGAAUCCCCGUUUCUUCGUCGUCCUUGGCCAAUUUGAAGAUAGUUAAGGACAGUCUGAGCUCGACCACCUUCGGAAACAUCCAACAUAGGCUGCCGGAAAACUGCGAUAAUUCAUGUGCCGUGUGUUUGAACCAGUUGAAGAAGAAAAGCAACGUCUGUGAGCUCAGAAACUGCCGCCACGUCUUCCACAAGCAUUGUCUUGAGAAGUGGCUAUCUUAUGAUGGCUGCCGGUUAACAUGCCCGCUUUGCCGGGUUUCUCUUCAGCCUACGCCGCUGCCGGAGCCACCGCACUGGGCGGUGGAGCGUAUGCAAUAUUUAUUUGGGGAUGAUAUGCUUCCUUGAUCCUCAUUUGACCCCUUUUACACGUCACUCCAACUAAAUAUUCUUAAUUAGAAAACUUACAUGAAAUUGAUAUCUUUCUACCA
Molecule: messenger RNA, 932 nt
Organism: Olea europaea var. sylvestris
Lineage: Eukaryota; Viridiplantae; Streptophyta; Magnoliopsida; Lamiales; Oleaceae
Product: probable E3 ubiquitin-protein ligase ATL45
Exons: 5
Coding region: 1-849 (282 amino acids)
Biological process (GO): protein ubiquitination
Molecular function (GO): ubiquitin protein ligase activity; zinc ion binding
Source: RefSeq, a predicted model, not a curated record